AUUCUGGGAACUCAUACAGAAGUUUCAAGAUGGCGGCGAGCAGGAGGCUGACCAAGGAGCUUGAGGAGAUUCGCAAAUCUGGAAUGAAAAAUUUCAGAAACAUUCAAGUUGAUGAAUCAAACAUGUUGUCAUGGACAACCCUCCCUAUGAUAAGGGCGCUUUCAGAAUUGAGAUCAUUUUCCCCACCGAGUACCCUUUCAAGCCUCCCAAGAUCACCUUCAAAACAAAGAUCUAUCACCCCAACAUUGAUGAGAAGGGGCAGGUGUGUUUGCCUGUCAUCAGUGCAGAGAACUGGAAGCCAGCAACCAAAACUGACCAAGUAAUUCAGUCCCUUAUUGCACUGGUGAACGACCCUCAGCCAGAGCAUCCCCUGAGGGCAGACCUAGCAGAAGAAUACUCAAAGGACCGUAAAAAAUUCUUGAAGAACGCCGAAGAGUUUACAAAGAAACAUGGCGAAAAGCGGCCAAUGGACUGAUCACUUGAUACGCAUUUAGCCCUCUGUCUCUUUCUCUCCUUACCUCUUACCUGCCCAACCAAAUAUUCUUCAUUUGCCCUUUCUCAACCCCCUCCGCACCCCUUUACUACCCGUAUCAGUCACGUUCCUUUCUUGCCCCUCCACUGCUCCGUCUUGCAGCCCAGGAGCGGCCCAGCUGAAGCAGGCAGUGGCAGCCUCAGCCUUCCUUCCCACCUGCUCUGUGGAUCAGACCGCUUCCUCUCUCCUCUCCCUCCGACCAGCCAUAGAUUUCCAUUACUUCACUAACUUUCUACUCUUGGUCAUGAAAAAAAUGGGCAAAGACAUGGAGAGUAGAAUAGAAAUUCUCAAGAGUAAUUUGUUAAUUUUCUGUUUGCUUUUCUUCUAUAUAAAGUAUUGUGUUAAAUAGAUCUUACACUGAUUUGGGUUUUUUGUUUGUUUGCAGGGAUUAAAAACUGGUCGAUUCAUCAUUCUCUUAGCCACAUAAGCAGUGACACAUCCACGGAAAGAAAGAAAAUAUUACCUCUGUGGGUGUUUUUCCCCCCCAGACUGUUUCACUGACUGACAUCAUUAGCUUCUAGACUUGCACUGUAUUCUGUGGAAUAAUCCCAUAGUUCCGUCUGCCCAGUUUGCCCCUCUGAGCGGAGGGCAAACCAUUGUCCCACAUGUGAAUUGAAUUGUUAUAAAAGUGACUCUGUAUUUGUAAGAAAGGGGAAAAAACACCGUCAAAUAUUCUCAGCAAGCCCAUUUUAAAGAAAAACAUUGUAAAAUGUAUUUUUAUGGGUUGAUUAGUGAUACCAAAAUGUUUGUUCCCUGUGUGAAAAGGUUUUUGCCAGACUAAUGUAAUGCCUUGUAAUAUUCUUUUAAUUACUAAAAUAAUUUUGAUUGGCGCUUUGAUACAUAAAAUGUACAAGUAGGCACUACCUGCUUGUUUACUUUGUACUGUUCAUGUCUUCUCACUGCAAGUCAUUGCUGUGUAACGAUCUUCAUUUAAGACACCCCAUUACCCACAUUCUGGUAGCAGAUCGACUGCUCAUCUUCCCAUGCUGAAAAGGACCUAAAUGGCCUCCAAAGUGGGAAUGGUGGUCACGCAGCCUGGAGGCAGAUGCCCUCACACGGAGCACAGUUCAGCUCAGACAGUGCACCUUAAAGCGAGGUGGGAGAGGGGCUAGUGUUUUAGGGACAUGCCUGGACACGGAAAGGGACUGAGUGGCCAAAAAGCAACAUGUAACAGCUGUUUGAUCUGGUCUCAGUUCUUGUUUAAUAAUAAAGCUGGCUAACCAUUUUGCUUCA
Molecule: messenger RNA, 1765 nt
Organism: Hippocampus zosterae (dwarf seahorse)
Lineage: Eukaryota; Metazoa; Chordata; Actinopteri; Syngnathiformes; Syngnathidae
Gene: ube2l3b
Product: ubiquitin-conjugating enzyme E2L 3b
Exons: 4
Coding region: 131-475 (114 amino acids)
Biological process (GO): protein polyubiquitination; ubiquitin-dependent protein catabolic process
Cellular component (GO): nucleus
Molecular function (GO): ubiquitin conjugating enzyme activity
Source: RefSeq, a predicted model, not a curated record